Molecule: messenger RNA, 4497 nt
Organism: Paramormyrops kingsleyae
Lineage: Eukaryota; Metazoa; Chordata; Actinopteri; Osteoglossiformes; Mormyridae
Gene: stk24b
Product: serine/threonine kinase 24b (STE20 homolog, yeast)
Biological process (GO): protein phosphorylation; negative regulation of cell migration
Cellular component (GO): cytoplasm; Golgi apparatus
Molecular function (GO): ATP binding; protein serine/threonine kinase activity
Source: RefSeq, a predicted model, not a curated record
CUGACAAGAUGGCGGAAGGCGCUCUGGCUGAGUGAGGCGGACGCUGCUAACAUCAGUUACACAGAAGAUCCUUUGCGUUGUCCCCCCCCUGUACUGGCGUGUGGCGGCUUUCGGGUUAUAGGUAACGCUGUGGUCGGCCUGGCCUUGGUGGCAGUAGCGCCGGUCACAUGCGCCUUCGGCUCUCCUGGAGGUGGUAUGUUAUAGCGGAAGACGAGCUCUAGUUAAGCUAGCGGCUGGCCGGCUCUGCCAAGCCGGGCGAGAGCCUGCGCCCGCUUCGCCAAACAUACGCUUUGCUCAGAGUACUUCCCCCGCGGACGGAUGCUUUAAAUCUACCCCGGUGUCGGUCACUGGGCGGCGCGGUCCUGCCUUGCCGUUUACAUCGCACUGUGCGGCGAAACAUCUUUUCUUUGGUGCCGAUCCAAGAAGAAGCGGAGCCCCGACGAGCGGCGACGCGCACGCAGAGUUUCCGCGAAGCCCGGCCGGCUGAUCCGGGACAGGAAGAGCCCAGCGCCGAGACGCAGAGCGCCGCGGGGAGCGUCCUCCGGAGAGCCCAGUCAGCGUACUCCGACACACACACGCUGCUUUCCUUCUCCUCUUCUUCACUCUGCGCGGCGCCAUGGCUCAUUCCCCGGUGCAGAGCGGCCUGCCGGGCAUGCAGAACCUAAAGGCGGACCCAGAAGAGCUGUUCACCAAGCUCGAGAAGAUCGGGAAAGGCUCCUUCGGGGAGGUCUUCAAAGGCAUUGACAAUCGGACUCAAAAAGUCGUAGCCAUUAAGAUAAUAGACCUCGAAGAAGCAGAGGAUGAGAUAGAGGACAUCCAACAGGAGAUAACUGUCCUGAGCCAGUGCGACAGUCCCUUUGUGACGAAGUACUACGGAUCCUAUUUGAAGGGCACAAAGUUGUGGAUCAUCAUGGAGUAUCUGGGUGGCGGCUCUGCGCUGGAUUUGCUGGAACCGGGGGCUCUGGACGAGACACAGAUCGCCACGAUCCUCAGAGAGAUCCUGAAAGGGCUUGAGUACCUGCACUCAGAGAAGAAGAUACACAGAGACAUCAAAGCUGCCAACGUCUUGCUGUCGGAGCAGGGAGACGUGAAGUUAGCAGAUUUCGGCGUGGCGGGACAGCUGACGGACACGCAGAUCAAGAGGAACACGUUUGUGGGCACGCCUUUCUGGAUGGCGCCUGAGGUCAUCAAGCAGUCGGCGUACGACUCCAAAGCGGACAUCUGGUCGCUGGGCAUCACGGCGAUAGAGCUGGCGAAGGGAGAGCCCCCACACUCAGACCUGCACCCCAUGAAGGUUCUCUUCCUCAUCCCAAAGAACAAUCCGCCCACGCUGGAGGGGACCUACAGCAAGCCCCUCAAGGAGUUUGUGGAGGCCUGCUUGAACAAGGAGCCCAGCUUCAGGCCGACGGCCAAAGAGCUUCUGAAGCACAAGCUGAUCAUGAGGCACGCCAAGAAGACGUCCUACCUGACAGAGCUCAUAGACCGCUACAGGCGCUGGAAGGCAGAGAAAUCCCGCGAGGAGUCCAGCUCGGACGAGUCCGACUCGGAGCACGACGGCCAGGCAGCAGGAGGCGACGACGGUGGCGGUGAUGACUGGAUCUUCAGCACCAUUCGGGAGAAGGACCCCAAGCGGCUGCAGAACGGGGCUGCGCAACAGGAGGAGCUGGAGAGGAGCGAGGUAGCAGACUUACGGAAGAGGCCUCCAUCGCAGAGCCUGUCCACCAUCAUCUCCCCUCUUUUCGCUGAGCUGAAGGAGAAGAACGAGGCAUCUGGAGGCAAGCUGGAAGCUCUGGAGGAGCUGAGAGAGGCCAUCUUCCUUGCCGAGGAGGCCUGUCCAGGGAUCUCAGACUCCAUGGUGUCCGAAUUGGUGCAGAGACUCCAGAGGUUUUCAUUGGCUGGGGCGUCGUCCUCCAACCAAUAGGAGCUGCCGUCUGCCCCCAGGGAGGGACAGCAGCCCCAUCACAGCCAUCAGGUCCACCACCUCCAACAUUCACAAGCCGAAAUGAAGUCUCUGGAGGGCCUUCAGUUUUAAGAGCUUAAAGCGAAUUUAUUCUACUUUUUUGUCAUAGUGCACAUAUAAAUAGCAGGAGCAUUAACAGAUGGAGGGUCCAGUAACUCUGUCAAGGUGGGUCGUCAGCAGUGUCCUGUCGGACUUGCACGUGUUUGAGGUCCAAAUGCUUGUAGGAUCUCUAGCUAAUGGGGGCUGAAUCUCAGUAUCUGCUGUGUGAGUGUUUCCAUUCCUUUUUAAAUAAAUAGCUGCCCCCUUUUCUUCCGCCGUUUGCCCGGAUAGAUUAAAAAAACAAACAAAAAAAACUAUACGAAGACUGCAUCUGGAACCUCCAAUACAGUGUCUGAAGAUGAAUGUGCAUGUGUGUGAUACUCACAUGAUACUCACGCGUGCACAUGAAGAUCAUCCUUAACCUUGCUAAGGAGACGAGCAUCUACUGAAACCUCAGGUAUUCUGCUUUAAGUGGACACGCCCUCCCAGAGAUGGAGGUCAGUGUGUUGGGUGGGUGUACAAAAGUGUGUAAAUAGUCAUUUUUACCGGCAUUUGCGUAAAGAAAUCACUGUGUAUAAACAGCCAAGUGCUUCUGUAGAUAAUGUUAGUAGGUAAAUAUUUAAAGUGAGUGUCUCACAAAUGGCCAUAACUGAAAAUUGCCUUGUCUUCGCUACUCCAUGUUCAUUUUUGGGCCUUUUGUUUUCCUUUUUGUUUUUUUGUUUUUUUUUUUUUAGAAAAAUAAAUUCUUCAAAGGUUUUAUCAUCCGAUUUAAAUUUGAAGCCCUGUUGUCUUUUUAAAUGACUACUGAAGGUAACUCGCUGUGGGGCGGAUGGCAGAUCCUCGUCCCCGCACCCGGUCGCAUUAGACCUGAUGAGUGCUCCUGCUGUUCUACUUGAUCUUGUCCCAGUGAGCAGAGUAUCUUCUUUAGUACAGUGGGAACAUUAUGACCAAAUUGAUCUACGCAACUCUGUUUCAGGGCAACCUUGCCCCUGUCUGCUUAAACUUCAUUAUUCCUUUUGUGUUUUAGUGCAUCGUCGCACCCGUUCCCUUCCUCAGCCGCUCCGGUGAUUUUUAGACGAGGACCCCGAGCUCCCCCGGUUUCACCUGAACUGCAGCCAGGUUGCGUCGUCAUCCGCAUGCGUUUUAAAAGUCAUGGCAAGCGACUGUCAUGGUGAGCUUCUGAUGCAUAGCCGAUGGCUUGUUUUGCAUCCUUGCAUCUAAUUGCCUUUUGCUCUACAAACCCUAGGCAGCCAUAAGGAAUUAGCAUAACUAUAUAUAUAUAUAUAUAUAUAUAUAUAUAUAUGUGUGUGUGUGUGUGUAUAUAUAGGGUACAACUCAUCUGUGACGAAGGACGUCUGUGAACACACAUCAUAACUUGGCCGCCACCGGUUUAACCCAUGUGUAAAUCGGUGACUUUCUGCCAGUAAAAGAGCACAUGUGCUUGGCGUGGGAGCGGCGUGAGGCGCGUGGCUGCGGCCCCUGGGGCAGUUUGCUGUGCAGGUUUGAGGGCAACAGGCUCGGUAUAUGUCACAUUCGCUGGGCAGGUUUGAGGGCAACAGGCUCGGUAUGUGUCACAUUCGCUGUGCAGGUUUGAGGGCAACAGGCUCGGUAUGUGUUACAUUUGCUGUGCGUGCAGAGACCUGCUUCAAACUCACAGCCGUGUAACUUAACACAUUCUGUCUGAUUCGCCAUCUUUCAUUGGUAUCAAGUUUCGUUUACAGCAGUAACUUUAAUCAACACCCCACACUGGGUAAUUUUUAUUACACGCUGCGUGAUGAUUAAUUUGCAUUUAGGGGAAUGUUUCACCUGUUUCAAUGUGAGCAAGGUAAUCUAUCCCAGGAGGACGCUAUACUCUGAUGCAGAGAGAGAUGUGGUUGAUUUUGGUUUUCUUUUGGUCAUGCAGACAGGUAGGAACACCCCCCCCCCCAGAUUCCAUUAAAAAGCAGGCUCAGGUCCUCCCAUAGGUGUUCUGUGUUUAAGUACCGGAUACCAGUCUAUCCGAUAAUUCCUGUCACCCUGUAGUCUCUCAGAAAAAGUGCCAUUCCUCUCCAUUAGCCCUUUUCGGUAGCUGUAAAUGCACCUUGUGAAGACUGUUCAGUUGAUUUUUAUUCUGUUGCACUUUGAAGCAUUUUAGUAUUUAAAAACUGGUACUCAAGGCUGCAAUGUUAUGUCGUUUCAUACAUGAUUGCUACUGUACCUUUGCAAGUAUGGCAAUAAAAUAGGUUGUCAGGAUGCAUUCAGCACAGGUAUAUUGUAUGGAAUCAAAGGAUAAAUACAAUAUUUUUAUAAUUGUAAAAGAAAAACUAUUGUAGUUCAGAGUAAAUUUUAAAUCUGGUCAUCUAUGAUAGGAUUACAUAUUACAGAAGUUGAUUUCUUUCUGUAACAUUGCCGACAGUUUAGUCACAUAUACUCCUUGCUCAUGUCAUUAAAAACACAAAGGUAUUUAAAUCCUUGUAAGCUUAAGUGACUGAGGAAAAAUAAAAUUCUAAUUUACACAA